Molecule: messenger RNA, 1533 nt
Organism: Triticum turgidum subsp. durum (durum wheat)
Lineage: Eukaryota; Viridiplantae; Streptophyta; Magnoliopsida; Poales; Poaceae
Source: the annotation of a GenBank genome assembly
AUGCACUUGCAGGAGUUGAAGUUCUUGUUCAGUACCAACAUAACUACAAACCAUAGCAACAUGGACUUGCCAAUUGGCACUGUGUGGUUGGUCCUAGCCAUUAUUCUGAUAACUGCAAUAGUCACCAAGAUUGCAAAUGCAAGAGUUACAUUUGAUCCAGUUUGUACACGACCACCUCCACCCGUGGUGAAUAACAUUGCUCUUAUAAAACUCUUACCUACCCUGUGUACAAAGGGCCCUGAAGUUACAAUGACCUAUCUGUAUAACAAGUUUGGCAGUGUGUUCACAGUUAGCAUUCUUUGGAAAAGGAUAACCUUCUUGGUUGGGCCAGAGGUCUCUGGUCCUUUCUUUCAAGGUUCUGAGUCAGAGGUUUCCCAAGGUAAUUUCAACGAGUUCACUGUGCCCAUGUUUGGCCAAGAGAAUGGAUUUGCCGUAGAUUCCUCCACUCGAAUGGAUGAGAUUCGCUUCUACAUUGAUGCUCUAAAGCCAUCACAGCUCAGGAGCCAUGUUGACCCCAUGCUUCGUGAAGUGGAGGACUACUUUGGAAAAUGGGGAGAAGUCGGGGUAGUCGAUCUAAAAGAUGAGUUCAACCAUAUACUCAUGUUAAUCGCAAGCCGAUGCUUACUCGGAAAAGAGGUUCGAGAGAAGAUAUUUGGCGAGUUUUACACAUUGUUUACUGAAAUUGAAGCAGGAAUGAACUUCGUCAGUUUCGUGCUCCCAUAUAUCCCUAUUCCAGUAAAUAGGCGACGUGAUAGAGCUCGCGUCAAGCUUACAGAGAUUGUUUCAGAGAUUCUGAGGUCACGAAAGAUAUGCAACCGCGUCGAGGAGGAUGUGCUCCAGAAGUUGAUGGAUUCCAGGUAUAAAGAUGGUCGCCGUACAACAGAAGCAGCUGUCGCAGGAAUGAUCAUCGCAUUGAUAUUUGCUGGAAAACAUACAAGCGCUGUGAUAUCCACCUGGACUGGAGCUUGCCUAUUGACCCAUGAAAAGUUCUUAGAUGCUGUUGUCAAUGAGCAAAAAGAAAUAAUGAGGACAUAUGAGGACAUGAUAGACUAUAAUGUCUUAUUAGAGAUGGAGACACUGCAUAGUUGCAUCAAAGAGGCUGGACGUGUGAAUCCAAUAUCGAUUGGGUUGGUACGCCAAGCACAAAAGAACAUCAUAGUGAGGACAAAAGAGGGAGUUGAAUACGACAUCCUGAAAGGUGACACCUUGGUAAAUCUUGUAAUGCUAACUAGCAAAUUGCCACACAUUUACAAGGACCCUGAGGUAUAUGACCCUGACCGGUUUCGUUCCGGAAGGGACGAGGACAAAGUUGGUGGUAAAUUCUCUUAUGGAAUUUUUGGUGGUGGAAGGCAUGCUUGCGCUGGGGAGGCCUAUGCUUUUAUGCAAAUCAAAAUUAUAUGGAGCCAUUUGCUGAGAAAUUUUGAACUCAAAUUGACUUCUCCUUUUCCCAAGGCAGAUUGGAGCAAGUAUGCACUAGAGCCAAAAGGGAAAGUGAUGGUAAACUAUAAGAGACGCCAUCUAGCAAGCAACUAA